Messenger RNA from Magnolia sinica, 1875 nucleotides. Its product is annotated as protein POLAR LOCALIZATION DURING ASYMMETRIC DIVISION AND REDISTRIBUTION-like. NCBI's taxonomy places the organism in Eukaryota, Viridiplantae, Streptophyta, Magnoliopsida, Magnoliales, Magnoliaceae. The transcript is spliced from 4 exons. Gene Ontology annotation, biological process: asymmetric cell division. The coding region runs from base 145 to 1701 and encodes 518 amino acids. The record is from RefSeq and is a predicted model, not a curated record.
AUUUCAGCAACGAUCCACUACGGAUUAUUCUCACCCUUCCAUCAUGGUGGACCAUUGGAUAUGAUAGGUCCGCCGUGGAUAGCGCAUGAUUGUAAAAGAAUCGCGAUCGGGUGACCACAUGCAUCCGAUUAACGGGCUGGAAUAAUGGACGGUCCGACGUUUUUUAAUAUACCCGUCCAUUUUCAUCCACUUAAUCUGAUAGUUUUGACAAUCCAAUCACGGUAUUUUGGGGCCACAUACAAUCUACGGGUGGAUCCUUUCUAUCCAACGGUCGUUGGUAGUCGUAGAUGGUUCAACGAGGCCCACCAAGGAAUCUACAGUUUUUUAAAUAUGCCCCCUUCUUUGAGAGAGAGAAGAGGCUCUUGCUUCUUUGGAGAAUCUAUAACUGCUGGAUUUGCAAAGAAGAAGGAGAUGAGAAUUGUUGAUUUUCUAAAAGAAGGUGAUGGUGAUGAAAUGAUUAAGAAGAAGAUUGGUUCUUCAUCGUCUCUACCUUCUUCGCCGCGGUCGAUUCUCUCUCGCUGGAUUGCUUCUCUCACACCUCGGUGUGGGUUAUCAUCUGCAAUUUUGAAAGAUAAGAGAGAGGAAUUGCUAUGGACGGAUGGCGAUGGGAGUAAGGUUGUUGUGGGGUCGCUUACUCGGGUCGCGCCCGAUAAUGAGGGAUUGCAAUUGGAGUUAGGGGGAGAUGGGUGUGGGCAAUUGGACUCUGGGAAGGGAGAAUGCGCAGGUUUGAAGGGGUCUAGAUGUGGAAAGAAUGUGGAAUCUGGUAAUCAAUCUCAUUUGGGUUUGAUUGAUGGAGAGGAGGAUGAUUUGUCGGUGAAUUUGGAAGAAGGUUGCCUAAGCAAAGAAUCGGUUUCGAAUGAGUUGAAGGAGAGUGGGAGUAGGCAGGACCUGACGGGCAAUACGUCAGCAUGUUCGACGUCUAAGCAGACUGCUGUGUCGUCAGGAAGAUGUAUAGAGGAUGCCUCUUUUAGCUUAGGUGUUGGAGCUGGCCUGGUUUUUCUUAUCGCCAAGAGUAGAAAUGAGUUCAAUAAAAUGAUAGAGCUGCAGACCCAAAUCGAAACUCUGCUUAAUGACAUUAAAGAUGAAAUGCGAAAGAAAGACAUGAAUUAUCAUCCUUCUGAGACAAAUACUAUUCUUGUGUAUUCUGCUCCAGAUUCCCAUGGAGUUGAAAGAAUGGAUGAGCAUCUUUCCAUUCAAAAUCAUGGAUCUUCUAUCCAUUUGAGAGGGGGGCAUUCGGCAGUUGAAUGUGUUCAAUCUCCCAAUUUCAGUUCAACUACUGAGAGUGAAAAGUAUGUAGGAAUGGAUCAGUUGGAGGCGGAACUUGAGGCUGAAUUGGAACGUCUGCAGCUCAACUUGGAUGGUGAAGAUUUGUCAGGACUUGGACAGCACCAGUACAUUGAGAUGAUUGUCGAGAAUGCUGCUCCUGCCAGAAUCUUUACCCAGAGAUUCGAAGAGGAUGAUGAGCCUCAAGAAUUUCAUGGGAAUAAUGUAUGUUAUGGAGUUUCUCCGAACGAGCUCGAGAAAAGGCUACAUGAGGUUCUUGAAACAAGACAGCAAGAGCGUAUCGAAGAGCUAGAAUCCGCCUUGGAAUAUGCCGAGCGCAAGCUUCGUGAGAAAGAGAUGGAGAUUCGUUGGUGGAAGGACAAUGUACACUUCCUUUUGCAAGAAAAAACAGGCAGCAGUCGGAUGCCUUUCGGGUAAGAACCGAAGCUGAUUAACUACUUGUAUACCUGUGAAAAAAAAACACAAAAAAACUCGUGGCAUGUUUAGAUUGCAAAAUAAAAAUUGCUAUUUUGGAUUCCUACUAGUAAUGGAAUUUCCAAAAAUUGUGAAAUCGGGCUCUUUUGUGGUGUGUUGGAGGCAGUUGCUUCAUGA